AAGACAGGAAAGUUAGAGUCCAAGAGAGUUGUAGAUGCUUCAUUUGCAUAGAUAAUUCAUGAAUUAGCUAGAUGUCUUCGGUGGAAAAAUCUCUCAUAGAGACUGAGUUAAUAGAAGAGAAAUCUGAGACUAUCAAGAAAGAUUCUAAAGUCUCUUGGUUUAUUUGUUUCAAUGGAUGGUUGACCCAAAUCUUGAUUUUGGGGGUCUUACAUGGAUUCGGCGUGUUCUUCGUGGAAUUUACGAAGGACUUCAAAUCUUCAAAAUCAAAAGCUGCAUGGAUUGGUUCUCUAGCAUAUGGAUUGUCUAUGACGUUUGGACCUAUAGCUUCGAUGUUGGUAAACAGAUUCGGCAACAGAGUGGUAAUGGUAUUUGGAGCACUUCUUUGCUCGGCAUCGAUCUUAACGGCUUCGUUUGUCCAUUCAAUAGAGAUGUUGUUUGUUACAUUUUCCGUCUUCUAUGGUAUUGGGACAUGCCUAUGUAUAACUCCCAUUAUGACUAUUGCCACACAAUACUUCGACAAGUACCUGACUAUUGCUGUCGGUAUCAUGACUGCCGGAAGUAGCUUUGGAACCCUCAUUUACGCGCCGAUGUCUCAAGCCUUCAUUGAUGCCUAUGGUUGGAGAAAUACAUUCCGGUGCUAUUCCGGACUCUGUGCGCUUAGUGCUAUUUGUUCAUUGUUCAUCAAACCAAUUUCGAACCAAAAGAAAACUGACGAGCAGAAGUUGAAGCAAUCACCAAUUCGUUCGAUAAUUCAGGAUCUAAAACUCUGGAAGAAUCGUGUGUUUGUAAUUUGGACAAUAGCCAUCACCCUAGUUAUGUUUGGAUUCUACAUUCCGUACGUUCAUUUGGUGGCGUAUGCAGAAGACUGUGGUAUUCCUCCCGAAAAGGGCGCCAUAUUUAUCAUGAUGCUUGGAGCUUGUACAGCAUUUGGUCGGAUACUGUUUGGAAAAAUCAUCCAGUAUGGCUAUUUGAAUCGUCUUGCCAUGCACCAGUUUUCGAUGGUUGUAACUGGGACCGGGGUAAUGCUAUUACCUUAUUUGAAAUCCUUCACUGGAAUUUCAGCUUAUGUUAUUUGUAUUGGACUAGUGGAUGGCUGCUAUGUUGUCUUAUUACCUGUCCUUACUGCAACCUUGGUGGGUGUUGACAACACAGUGUUAGCCUGGGGUUUCUUGGUUGGUACCAGUUCAGUUACAUUUACAGCAGGACCACCCUUAGCAGGUGCUUUGUACGACAUGAUGGGAUCAUAUGACCUUGCAUUCCACUUGGCAGGUCUCCCAAUCAUUGGCGGAGCGUUGGUUUUAUUCCUGAUACCUUGGGCACAGCGUACGUCAGAAACUAAUAAUGUCAUGAUUGCUGUUAGUGAGUACAACGUGGCAGACGACUAUGAUUUCGGUGACGACGUUAUUCUAGAGUCACGGGCACUUCGCAAUCGCGAAAAUUCUUCGUCAGCAACGCUUACCGAUCUGGUUCGCACUAAAGAUCUCAAGACUAAAGGCCAAACCAGGUUUAAAACAAAACGAUACAAAGACCAAGAAACAUCAACAUCGCCAACAUCUAUCCAUGUCCCAAUCGAUAUUAAUGAAGCCUUAGCCAUGUUCCAUGAGAAUGCACAGAUGAUAGCAACACUCCUGGAAACUUCUUCAGGUCAUCUUAUUUCCCAAACGUCUGCUGCUAAAAGUUCAGAAAAGUCCAGAAGUGAUAUGAUACAGAAUAUGUCCGUUGGAACCAGUGGACCAACGCCUCAUAAUGUGAUUAGCAUAAUGUCGGUCCCCGGAGGUGUGGCUAUUGGAACGUUUGGUGGAAACGUUGCGCAGUAUCCGUCAGAGUCUUCAAGUUCCAACAUUUUUAUCAAUCCAAACAGCCAACGAAUGCAAACUCAGACUUCGGAUGCCACGUCACAGCGAUCGAGGACAUUUGACGACCCAUAUCGAGUAGCUUCAGAUAUGAUUAGUCCAGUAUCUAGCAAAGUGUAUCAAAUUCACCAUCUUCUGUCACCAGAAGGUACAGAGGAAAAGCAAAAUGUAACCACUCAUGCCGAGGACAACACCCCUGUCACCUCACCGCAUGAUACCACCAUUUCUGGUCAUAUGUCACGGCUUAUAACUUCUCUGGUCAGUCCAAGCAUGAUACACGAUAAGGAGACAUCAAAAUCACAGACUGAAUAUACCGCGUCAGGACAACAAUCUCCUUUUGACAACAAUUAUAUUCAUAAUACGUGUGUAUCUCCUUGUUAUAUUUCGUCGCCACCUAAACUACAAUCAAUACCAGAAAUACCCGUCCCAAGGAAAGAAAAAGCAACUGGCGUGACAGGAAAACAUUUUGUGUCUGAAAAACGGACUUCUAGUUCUGUAGACCAUAAUGCAGAAGUUCACAAUACUACACCGACGUCAUGUGCUUGGGUUGGUGAUUCAUCAAGCGAACCUACAAUGUGUACUAAAGUUGCGUCUGUUUCUAGCUCGUCGUCAACGUCUCACGGGAACGGGGAUCGCAGUGCCGAAACAAAACAGACUGUUAGUGAACUGGAUGUAUUUACCCACUUAUUUACAGAUGAUAAUGUGUAGUCAAAAUGUUUUGUACAUCGAGCGCAGUAUAAAAUACUCAAUCGGCGUUUUAUAAAGGAGCACU
Molecule: messenger RNA, 2625 nt
Organism: Mytilus trossulus (common blue mussel)
Lineage: Eukaryota; Metazoa; Mollusca; Bivalvia; Mytilida; Mytilidae
Exons: 5
Coding region: 72-2561 (829 amino acids)
Biological process (GO): transmembrane transport
Cellular component (GO): membrane
Molecular function (GO): monocarboxylic acid transmembrane transporter activity
Source: RefSeq, a predicted model, not a curated record